Messenger RNA from Ipomoea triloba (trilobed morning glory), 2066 nucleotides. Its product is annotated as serine carboxypeptidase-like 27. Bases 463 to 1842 code for a protein of 459 amino acids. Gene Ontology annotation, cellular component: vacuole. The transcript is spliced from 9 exons. NCBI's taxonomy places the organism in Eukaryota, Viridiplantae, Streptophyta, Magnoliopsida, Solanales, Convolvulaceae. Gene Ontology annotation, molecular function: serine-type carboxypeptidase activity. Gene Ontology annotation, biological process: proteolysis. The record is from RefSeq and is a predicted model, not a curated record.
GUAAAAGAGUUUAAAAUUACUUAGAUAAGCAAGAGAAUUUUAAGGAAGAAAUUCUUAUUCUUUAAAUUAAAUUUCAUAAAAGUAAAGAAGAUUUUUUUGGAGAUCCAUCGUCCUUGUUAUCCGGGUAUUACCCAGUUUGGGGUGAUAGUACCUGGGCGACUUUAUCUUCCUGUGCUUUGAAUUCAACGUUCUCAUAAUUUUUGGUGUUGUGAUGUAGUGGAGCUAGCUGUUCCAGGAAUCCAAGAAAUAUUUUUGAUUUUUUUUUUCUUGGACUUCCCAAAAUUUGAUUAGCUUUUUCAUUCUUUGGUUCUUAAAUUACUGUAAUAUUUUAUCUGUAUAAUUACAGAUAUAAUGUGAUGCUCUAGCCUCUAGCCUUACCUCUCAUCAAACCCCAAAAUAUAUUAGGAUUAGGAUUAGUGUUGGUGAUUCUUUUGUCUAGGUUGUGUUUGAUAUAUUGACUCAAUGAACUGCCCUUUGCACUCAUGGUUACCUGCACUUUGUUGGGUGUUUCUUUUGCUGGGUGGUUGUUACUGUUUGAGUGAUAGAGAUCAAGAGAGAGAUAGGAUAUCAUCUUUGCCAGGGCAGCCGCAAAAUGUUGAUUUCUCGCAGUACUCCGGCUAUGUGACAGUGAAUGAACAAGCUGGGAGGGCACUGUUUUACUGGUUGAUUGAGUCUCCGGAAAGCCAGAAUCCUGAUGAAAGGCCACUCCUUUUGUGGCUCAAUGGAGGGCCUGGGUGUUCUUCUAUAGCUUAUGGAGCUGCUGAGGAGAUUGGGCCGUUUCACAUUAAUGCUGAUGGGAAGACUCUUUACCUCAACCCUUAUUCGUGGAACAAGUUGGCAAACCUGCUUUUUCUUGAAUCACCAGCUGGUGUUGGUUUCUCAUACUCAAAUACAACCUCAGAUUUGUUUACUGCAGGCGAUCAGAGAACGGCUGAAGAUGCAUACAUAUUUCUUGUCAAGUGGUUUGAAAGAUUUCCUCAGUACAAGCAUAGAGAUUUUUACAUUUCUGGAGAAAGUUAUGCAGGGCACUAUGUUCCACAGCUAUCUCAAAUUAUCUACCGCAGAAACAAAGGAAUCAAGAAUCCCGUUAUUAAUUUUAAGGGCUUCUUGGUUGGGAAUGCUGUUACGGAUGAUUACCAUGACUAUAUUGGCACAUUUGAGUAUUGGUGGACACAUGGCUUGAUUUCAGAUGCUACGUACAAGUUUCUUGGUAUAGCCUGUGACUUGGGAUCAGCUACACACCCUUCAAGGGAUUGCAUUAUAGCUCUUGACAUUGCAUAUCAAGAGCAGGGAGCGAUUGACCCUUAUAGCAUAUAUACUCGCCCCUGCCCUUAUACAUCAUCACUUCGUCGCAACUUAAGGGGCCAUCAUCCAUUGAUGUCCAGAGCAUAUGAUCCAUGCACAGAGAAUUAUGCUCAAAUUUAUUUUAAUCUACCGGAAGUUCAAAAGGCAUUUCAUGCCAAUGUAACUCAAGUUCCCUAUAAAUGGCAAACAUGCAGUGAUAUUGUUGGUAUCUACUGGGCAGAUUCUCCUCUAUCAAUGCUUCCUAUUUAUCGAGAACUCAUAGCAGCUGGUCUCAGGAUAUGGGUAUUCAGCGGGGAUACUGAUUCAGUGGUUCCUGUAACUGCUACUCGGUACUCCAUUGAUGCUUUGAACCUUUCAACUGUCACCAACUGGUAUCCUUGGUAUAUCAACACAAAGGUUGGGGGAUGGAGUCAAGUGUAUGAAGGGCUGACUCUUGUGACUGUAACUGGCGCUGGGCACGAGGUGCCUCUACAUCGCCCCCUAGAAGCGUAUAUUCUUUUGAGAUCAUAUCUGGAGAACAAGCCCAUGCCAAGCUAAGUUAAGUGGUUUCCCUCUCUUUUUCUUUCUUCAAAUGCCAAGAUUCAUUUGGCUCCAAGUUGUUGAAGGAAGAUUCCAGGAAGGGUCUGAUGUCACAACAAUGUUCUGUUGUUUUGUUUGAGAUUGUGCUGCUGGACAUCUUUUUAAAGUGUAAAUAAAGUUGCUUUCAUGCUCUAAAAGGAAAUGUUUUUUUUAGUAAUUAAUUUGACAUUGGGUUUACUCCA